CAUCUCCCAACUUUCAUCUCUUCUUCCUCCUCAUCCUCCCACCUACUCAACGCAAUUGAUUUCCUACUUACUGCACACACACAUCGCGUUCCACCAUGAACGGCGCUCAAUUCACAGACCGAGCCAACAAGGCCCUGCUGGACUCCAGCAGCUUGGCUGAACAAUACUCCCACUCGCAGAUCCUUCCAAUCCAUCUCGCCGUCUCCCUGCUCAACCCCUCUCCAGAUGAAUCCAAAGAUCAACAAGCUACCGCCCAUCCAUCCCACGAGACCUCCUCUGCCCCUCUUUUCCGCCAGGUCGUCGAACGCGCCCACGGCGACCCACAACUUCUCGAACGAGCUCUCAUGAAAUUGCUGGUCCGCCUUCCCUCUCAAGAUCCUCCACCCGAGACCGUCAGCGUCUCUCCUGCCCUCGCCAAGGUCAUCCGUUCUGCCUCCGACUUGUCCAAGACGCAAAAGGACAGCUAUGUCGCCAUCGAUCACCUCAUUCUGUCGGUCGCUCAGGACUCCCAGGUUCAGCGAGCACUGGCAGAUGCCAGCAUUCCCAAUAUCAAGUUGAUCGACAAUGCUGUGCAGCAAAUCCGCGGGACGAGACGGGUCGACUCGAAAACCGCCGAUGCCGAAAGCGAGAACGAGAACCUGAAGAAGUUUACCAUCGACAUGACUGCCCUGGCUAGAGAGGGCAAGAUAGACCCCGUCAUUGGCCGUGAAGAAGAAAUCCGUCGGGUGAUCCGGAUCCUCAGUCGACGAACCAAAAACAACCCGGUGCUCAUCGGUGAGCCCGGUGUCGGAAAGACCACCAUCGUCGAAGGACUGGCUCGUCGGAUCGUGAACGCAGAUAUUCCCGCCAAUCUAGCGCAAUGUCGACUACUCUCUCUCGAUGUUGGCUCGCUAGUUGCAGGCAGCAAGUACCGGGGUGAGUUCGAAGAGCGGAUGAAGGGCGUUCUGAAGGAGAUCGAGGAAUCGAAAGACACCAUUGUUCUGUUCGUCGACGAAAUCCAUUUGCUCAUGGGUGCCGGGUCCAGCGGUGAAGGUGGAAUGGACGCUGCCAACCUGCUGAAGCCGAUGCUGGCGCGUGGUCAGCUGCACUGCAUUGGUGCCACUACAUUGGGCGAAUACCGCAAGUAUAUCGAGAAGGACCAGGCUUUCGAACGCCGUUUCCAGCAGGUCCUGGUCAAGGAGCCCUCGGUAUCGGAGACCAUUUCCAUCCUACGUGGUCUCAAGGAGAAGUACGAGGUACACCACGGUGUCAACAUUCUCGACGGCGCCAUCGUCUCCGCUGCCGAGCUGGCUGCACGCUACCUGACAGCACGCCGGCUCCCUGACUCGGCCGUGGACCUGGUUGACGAAGCUGCGGCUGCCGUACGAGUGACCCGCGAAUCUGAGCCCGAAGCGUUGGACAACCUGGAGAGAAGGCUCCGCCAACUGCAGAUCGAAAUCCAUGCCCUCGAGCGGGAGAAGGACGAUGCUUCCAAGGCCCGUCUCGCGGCGGCCAAGCAAGAAGCGGCCAAUGUCGCCGAAGAGCUGCGGCCGAUGCGCGAGAAGUAUGAGAGCGAGAAGCAGCGCAGCAAAGCCAUCCAAGAUGCCAAGAUCAAGCUCGAGUCCCUCAAGGUCAAGCGAGAUGAAGCCGAACGCUCCGGCGACACCCAAACCGCUGCCGAUCUCGAGUACUACGCCAUUCCCGAGACCAAUGCCCUCAUUGAGCGACUCGAGACAGAUCGUGCCCAGGCCGACGCAGAGCGGCGGACGCGCCAGGGCGAGGCGGGCGAGGCGUUGCUUGCAGAUGCAGUCGGUCCCGACCAGAUCAACGAGAUCGUGGCCCGUUGGACCGGUAUCCCUGUGACGCGGCUCAAGACCACCGAGAAGGACAAGCUCCUGAACAUGGAGAGACACCUGGGCAAGAUCGUGGUGGGCCAGAAGGAGGCUGUGACCUCGGUUUCGAAUGCCAUCCGACUCCAGCGAUCCGGUCUCAGCAAUCCCAACUCACCUCCCAGCUUCCUCUUCUGCGGUCCCUCUGGAACUGGUAAGACCUUGCUCACCAAGGCCCUGGCGGAGUUCCUCUUCGACGACCCCAAGGCCAUGAUUCGCUUCGAUAUGUCCGAAUACCAGGAACGGCACUCACUUAGCCGCAUGAUCGGUGCUCCCCCGGGCUACGUCGGUCACGACGCAGGUGGCCAGCUCACCGAGAGCCUCCGUCGUCGUCCGUUCUCCAUCCUCCUCUUCGACGAAGUCGAGAAGGCCGCCAAGGAAGUCCUGACCGUUCUCCUCCAGCUCAUGGAUGAUGGACGUAUCACCGAUGGACAAGGCAGAGUCGUCGAUGCUAAGAACUGCAUCGUGGUCAUGACCUCCAACCUGGGCGCCGAGUUCCUUGCUCGCCCGACCACAAAGCAGGGCCGCAUCGAUCCCCAGACGCGCGAGUUGGUCAUGGGCGCCCUCCGUGACUACUUCCUUCCUGAGUUCCUAAACCGCAUCUCCAGCACCGUCAUCUUCAACCGCCUCACCAAGCGCGAAAUCCGCAAGAUCGUCGACCUCCGCCUGGACGAGGUCCAGAAACGAUUGGAGCUGAACGGUCGCAAUGUGAUCAUCGACUGCGACGAUGAAGUCAAGGACUACCUGGGCGAUUCCGGAUACUCUCCCGCCUACGGUGCUCGUCCCUUGGGUCGGAUCAUCGAGCGCGAGGUUCUCAACCGUCUGGCCGUCCUCAUCCUGCGCGGCAGCAUUUGUGACGGCGAAGUCGCCCGCGUCGUUAUGCGCGAUGGUCGCAUCGACGUGCUCCCCAAUCAUGAUCUGUCAGUCGACCAAGACGAAGACAUGGUGGACUCCGAUUCGGACGCUCUUGCCGAGAUGGAAGACGGCAGCGGUGACAUGGACUUGUACGAUGAGUAAAGCGACUUGGCUGAUAAAAGUUGAUUGCUUGCGCUGGAUGAAUGGCUGCAACUGUUCUCUUACGAUUUCAUGAUGAUAUGAUCGCUUGUCUUAUUUCUCUUUCUAUUUACAUGUCUACUUCUCUUUCUCUUUACAUUUUUUCUUUAUCUGAACAUGCAUCUGCACUUCCAUGCUGGAACUGAUUGUACAGUCGACCUCGUUUGUAUUUAGCUACCAUGAUGCAUGCACUUGUCCAUAUACACUAAUGAUUCAUCGGUUGAACCGAAUACCAUGCCACAUAUGUUGUGAAAAAUACCAAUAGCAAAGCAUUUAGUAGUACUAUGUAAUUCUUCCAUAUCAA
Molecule: messenger RNA, 3225 nt
Organism: Aspergillus ibericus CBS 121593
Lineage: Eukaryota; Fungi; Ascomycota; Eurotiomycetes; Eurotiales; Aspergillaceae
Product: ATP-dependent Clp protease ATP-binding subunit
Exons: 1
Coding region: 96-2885 (929 amino acids)
Biological process (GO): cellular response to heat
Cellular component (GO): cytosol; cytoplasm
Molecular function (GO): ATP binding; ATP hydrolysis activity
Source: RefSeq, a predicted model, not a curated record